AUGCCCCCCCCGAUUAUUCCUUCCCACUCAGACCUCGCCCGCCAAAAACUCGAAUCCACACUCGCCAACGACCUGUACUCCCUCUCCUUCUCCUCCAUCCCUACAUCUACCGUAUCUUACGACGAUCCGGACGAGUCUCUCGAGUAUCCUAGAGGAGCAGAUGACGCAGUCACCUAUGACAAUCAUGACCAACACAAUAAUGGUGUCCGUCGGGGAGACGGGAUGAACGGAGAUGGUCUUUCGACAUAUCGCGGAGAAGCCUCAAUGUUUAUUGGUGCGAGUCCGAUAUCAACCGCUGGACAUCAUGCGAGCGCGAUGACACUCGGUGCCGGAGUGUUCGAAAACGGUGGAGAUACGAGCCGUACCGGCGAAUUUGACCCCGAAAGAAGCCUCGGCAGGUUGGUGAAUGAGCUCGGUAAAGUCAUGGGCAACGAAAGAAUGCCGGAGCGCCCGACAUCCCCCUUCUAUACCAAUCAAUCCCCCACACCAGUGUUCAACCCUCUCAAUCUCUCCUUUACGCUCACCCGCAGCAAUCCCCUGCCCAGCCCGCCUUCGAGCCCGGUCUAUCAAGACCACAAGCCGCAAGCUGGUCAAUGGCAAGAUACCAGCCUUAGGGAUACUCGGUUCGCCCGAACACCCAAAGCCGCAGGCGUACAUUCCUCUGCCAGCCAGUCGAAGCCCACGAAAUCCAAAAGCAAAGCGUCCGAAAAGUCGAAUAUCAAGACUCCACGGGCGGAAGGAUCGUCAGUGAGAUCUGUCAGUGCCCCAGUCAGAGGCGGACGGACUAUGGGCGAUGUGACUGGCUUGACCGAUCUGCUGAAGACACCGGCGAGGGCUGGCGAGUACGGAUAUCUGAAUCGUGACGAGAGCGUUGGUGGAGUUGCACUAGUCGACAUUCCCGGGAACCUGGAACAGCUCAAUGAGCGCCUGAAGAACCUGGAGGUCGAAAAUACAACUUCGCAGCGCAGAAUGCGAGAGCUCCAGGACGAGCUAUCAAAUGCAAAGGAGGAGCUGGCAGAAGCUCAAAAAAAUGGGGAUCGAGGUGUCAAAGAAGUCGCGGAUGAAAAGACCGCACUGGAACAGCUUGUAGGGUCUACACAGGCCCAUCUUUCCCGUCUGACUCUCGAGCUCGACGCUCACAGAGCAGUCAUACACAAGUUUCAAUCCGCCCCGCCGCACCCUUCAUUCUCUCCGUCUUCCUCCACACUUGCCAAUAUCCGUUCUGAGAUCAACCGUCUCUCUCAGCAGGUCAGCUCCCUCAACUCUAUAGUCGAGAAGGGUCUUGCUACGUGCCAACACUCCCGGUCCGAACGGUCGGUGAGGAUGGAGCGACAGAAGAUGGAGAAACUCGUUCGGCAAAUCGUGCAAGAUGAGCAACCUGCUCAACAAGAGGCCGCACCUGGACCAUCCAAGCUCAGGCAGGGUCUGCGUGCAGCAGCGUCUAUCCACGAAACGCUAGCUCCUGCUACUGUCCAGCGCCCUGGACCGUCGAAGGCCGAGAGGACAUUUGUGCGAAGCGAGGACAUGACAUACUCGCCGACUCCUACCCUCACCCGAGCGCCUUCUGCGCCUUCGUCCCGACAGCCGUCGGGUGCAGGGCCACACCGAGUGAACAAAGAGCCCACAGGCGAGAUUCGGGAGUCUGCGAGGGUGACUUUGCAAAGGAUCCUGGGGCAGGCCGAGGAAGAUUAUGUGCAUUACAAAUCGAUCUAUGUGGAUUUGGCGACCAGAUACAAGUCUCUUGACCCGGCUUCGGACCCGCGCAAAAGACACAUAAUAGCAAAGAAGCUGAAGCAGGCGAUUGGUGUGCUGGAGAGGAAGGGCGAUGAAGUGCGGGAUUUGAGGAGUCUCCAGUGA
Messenger RNA from Cryptococcus wingfieldii CBS 7118, 1857 nucleotides. RefSeq lists its product as hypothetical. The record is from RefSeq and is a predicted model, not a curated record. Gene Ontology annotation, molecular function: microtubule binding. The coding region runs from base 1 to 1857 and encodes 618 amino acids. Lineage: Eukaryota; Fungi; Basidiomycota; Tremellomycetes; Tremellales; Cryptococcaceae. The transcript is spliced from 5 exons.